Molecule: messenger RNA, 204 nt
Organism: Gongylonema pulchrum
Lineage: Eukaryota; Metazoa; Nematoda; Chromadorea; Rhabditida; Gongylonematidae
Source: the annotation of a GenBank genome assembly
AUGAAGACCAAUGAAAAAGCAUUUGCGGAUCCAACUCUACCAGCCUCAUUCAAACACGCAAUACGCGAUUGGCAGAACGCCGUGAUUGUAAAUUUGGGAUUGCUGGGAAUGAUGGCAUAUCGGAAUUGGUUGGAGCAUCAUCAUUCCAGUAGCGUGCGUCAGAAGAGCAUCAUGGCAAGUUUUCGUGAAGUAUCUUCGACGUAA